AUGGCUUCGAUGUCGGCUGACGAGAGAAUUGCCCUCAUCAAGGAGAAUCUCGCUGAGACUCUCGACUUUGAGAUUAUCGAGAAGAUCAUCAAGGAUGGAAACGACCCCAAGGUCUACUGGGGAACAGCGACGACCGGACGGCCUCACUGCGGAUACUUCGUCCCUGCCAUCAAGCUCGCCCAGCUGCUUCGGUCCGGCUGUGAGCUCACCAUCCUCCUCGCCGAUAUCCAUGGAUUCCUCGACAACCUGAAAGCUCCUAUCGAGCUGGUUGAGCACCGUGCCAACUACUACAAGCGCGUUAUCACUGCCAUGCUCCAUGCAACGUGCGGCGAGGACGACGUCAAGAAGCUAAAGUUCGUUUACGGCAGCUCUUACCAGAAGAGCGCCGACUACUGCAUGGACCUAUACAAGUUGGCUGCGGUUGUAUCCGAGCAUGACGCCAAAAAGGCCGGCGCCGAGGUUGUCAAGCAAACCGCCAACGCCCCGCUAUCCGGUCUCCUCUACCCUCUCCUCCAGGUCCUGGACGAGCAGUACCUGGACGUCGACGUCCAAUUUGGUGGUGUCGACCAGCGCAAGCUGUUCACCGCCGCCAAGGAGUGGCUGCCCAAGCUGGGCUACCGCCAGCGCGCACACAUCAUGAAUGCCAUGGUACCUGGGCUCCAGGGCGGCAAGAUGUCCGCAAGCGACCCCAACUCCAAGAUCGACCUGCUCGACGAGGCCGACACGGUGGUCAAGAAGAUCAAGAAGGCUGAGUGCGUGCCCAAGGUGCCCGAGGGCAACGGCGUGCUGGCCUUUGUUGAGUUCGUGCUGCUGCCCGCCGCGCGCCUCAAGGGCCAGAAGGGCUUCGUAGUCGACCGGACUAGGGAUGAGCUGCCGGAGCUAGUCUACACGGACGUGGAGAAGAUGCACGAAGACUACCGCAACGAUGUCCUCACCCCGCAAAUUCUCAAGCCUGCAGUGUCCAAGGCACUCAACGAGCUGAUGGCGCCCGUAAGAGAGGAAUUCAGCAAGGACGCGAGCUGGCAGGAGUUAGUCGAGAAGGCCUACCCGCCAGAGGUUAAGUUUGUCAAGGAGAAGAAGAAGAAGGACCGCGGCACUAUGUUCCCCGGCUCUAAGAAGGACGGAGGAAAGGCGCCGGCCGAUGGAGCGGUCACGUCGCAGACGGAGGACCUGCCUGUUCGUACUACGAAGGAGUAGGCCCUCGUCCUCUCAAGGUGUUCAAGGAGUUUCACACUGUUCAAUGCCGCCAGCCUAGAGAAGAAAGAGAAAGAAGAAGAAAAAAGAAGGAAGUAGACGAUAGAUACCCUGACAACUAACUACCCUUGGCUUUUCUGUGGGUGCUUUUUGUGGGAUGGUCACACAACAUGAUAUGACCAGUGUUCUCCUCG
Messenger RNA from Cryphonectria parasitica EP155, 1388 nucleotides. RefSeq names its product tyrosyl-tRNA synthetase. NCBI's taxonomy places the organism in Eukaryota, Fungi, Ascomycota, Sordariomycetes, Diaporthales, Cryphonectriaceae. The coding region runs from base 1 to 1197 and encodes 398 amino acids. Gene Ontology annotation, biological process: tyrosyl-tRNA aminoacylation. The record is from RefSeq and is a predicted model, not a curated record. The transcript is spliced from 2 exons. Gene Ontology annotation, molecular function: ATP binding; tyrosine-tRNA ligase activity.